Messenger RNA from Sodiomyces alkalinus F11, 1995 nucleotides. RefSeq lists its product as hypothetical. Bases 1 to 1995 code for a protein of 664 amino acids. Gene Ontology annotation, molecular function: protein binding. Lineage: Eukaryota; Fungi; Ascomycota; Sordariomycetes; Glomerellales; Plectosphaerellaceae. The record is from RefSeq and is a predicted model, not a curated record. The transcript is spliced from 6 exons.
AUGGGGGAGGAUACGUCGGACCGCCUGGUGCAGGACCUGGAUCGGAAACACGAUUUAGUUCUCCAGCGAGUGCAGAAGUUCGCCGAAGUCAUAGACGCCGAUUCUAUCCGCCUGCCCGUCUACUGCUUUUACGAAACGAAGAAGACCGAAAUAGUCAGGCCAAUAAGCCGGCGGACAUGCGCCGUGCCGGGCCAUUGGACCGUGCCUUUCCGUCGAAACCAAGACGAUAAGAAUGAGAAAUGCCUGAAGGAUCUUCACGUAACCGAUCCCCGCGAAGACAAGAAGCGUAUCCAAGAUACCAAGGGCGGCCUCCUUAGGGACGCUUACCGCUGGGUCCUUAACCACGCCGACUUCCUGCAGUUUCGAGACGAUCCCAAUAGUCAGCUGCUCUGGAUCAAGGGCUAUCCUGGCAAGGGCAAGACGAUGCUUCCUUCGAACCAACUGUCCUACUUCUUCUGCCAGGCCACCGCGAACCGGCUCAACAACGCAACGGCUGUGCUACGAGGUCUGAUCCUUGACCUCGCUCGGCAGCACCCGCAACUCGUCUCGUACGUCCGAGAGAAGCAUGAUUACGUGGGCAAGGAGCUGUUUCACAACGAUAACGCCUGGCAAGCCCUCACGGGUAUAUUGACGGCUAUGCUAAACGACGCGUUGUUAGAACGUGCGAUCCUGAUUAUUGACGCCCUUGACGGGUGUGAGACGGGCCGGCCUCAGCUCCUGCACUUUAUCACUAGCUUCACUAGCUCUACCUCCCGCGUCAAGUGGAUCAUCUCGAGCCGUAACUGGCCAGAUAUUGAGAGGCAGUUAGAGAAGGCUACGCAAAAAGUCAGGCUGAGCCUCGAGCUGAACGGAAACUCGAUUAGCAGUGCUGUUACCUUCUAUAUCCAGUACAAGAUGGCGCAAUUGGUGUCCAAGAAGAAGUACGACGAACGAACGAGGGACGCCGUCCAAAGCUACUUGGUUGCCAAUGCCGAUGGGACUUUUCUCUGGGUCGCCUUAGUCUGUCAGGCGCUCGCCGAUACCAAUGUCCGAAAACGACACACGAUGCAGAUGCUGAACUCGUUUCCGCCCGGCCUGGAUGCUCUGUACGAGAAAAUGCUAAAUCAUACUCACGAACUACAGGGUCUCAUCGAAUCGAUGGAGGAUGUCGAUGAGGACGAAGUCGAGGAAAUCAUUGGAUCCUGCGGCUCUUUCCUGACUCUACGAGAAGGCGUCGUCUAUUUCGUGCAUCAAUCAGCCAGGGAUUUUCUUCUUAAUAUAGCCCUGGAUAGGAUCAUGCCCCAAGGCAUCGCACAGUGCCACCACGCCAUCUUCUCUAGGUCGCUCGAAGCGCUGCAAAAGACUCUCCAGCGCGACAUUUAUGAUAUUCGAGACCCUGGAUUAUCUAACGACCAGAUCACCCCACCAGACCCCGACCCGUUAGCUUCCAUUCGCUAUGCCUGCAUCUAUUGGGUCGAACAUCUGGACGAAUUUUCCCGCCUAACGAAGGCUGACAACGACCUGGCCGAAGGCGGAUCCGUUGAUACAUUUCUCAGGAGCAAGUUCCUUCAAUGGUUGGAAGCGCUUAGUCUGUCGCGCAGCAUGUCGGAGGUGGUGAUAGCCAUGCACAAGUUGCAAGCAAUUACUACUGUACGUGCCAUUUAUCACACUCGCCCAGACGCACUACGAUUCAUUCUCUCUCAUCGAACCGCAGUUAGGGUUGCUCCACUGCAAGUAUACGUAUCAGCCCUCGUCUUUAGUCCCUUUUGCAGCGAGGUCAGAAAAUUAUACACAACAGAGCUGCCAGAGUGGAUUAAAUUGAAGCCUGUUAUGCAAGAGACAUGGAGCCCGUGCCUUCAGACGCUCGAGGGCCAUAGCGGCCCGGUCGACGCCGUCGCCUUCUCGCCCGACGGCACGCUAAUAACAUCGGCUUCUUCUGACGGGACGGUACUGCUCUGGGAUACGGCAUCGGGCGCGCACCAGCAAACGCUCGAUAUAAACCCAGAGGAGUUCUAA